GUAGCUGCGGCCACCGCUCCCUGCUCCUCCUCCGCCUCCGUGAAGCGCCCUCCACCCCGCCCUCUCCCCGCCCGGGACCGAGUCUGGUGGCCACAAAAUGGCGGAUGGGGAGCUGAACGUGGACAGCCUCAUCACCCGGCUGCUGGAAGUACGAGGAUGUCGUCCUGGGAAGAUCGUUCAGAUGACCGAAGCAGAAGUUCGGGGCUUGUGCAUAAAAUCACGGGAAAUAUUUCUUAGCCAGCCUAUUCUCCUGGAACUAGAGGCACCUCUGAAAAUUUGUGGUGAUAUUCAUGGUCAGUAUACAGACUUGCUUCGAUUAUUUGAAUAUGGAGGAUUCCCACCGGAAGCUAAUUACCUUUUCCUUGGAGAUUAUGUAGACAGAGGCAAACAGUCUCUGGAAACAAUUUGCCUAUUACUGGCAUAUAAAAUCAAGUACCCGGAAAACUUCUUUCUCUUAAGAGGAAAUCAUGAGUGUGCUAGCAUCAAUCGGAUCUAUGGAUUCUAUGAUGAAUGCAAGCGGAGAUUUAACAUUAAGCUGUGGAAGACCUUCACAGACUGUUUUAACUGUCUGCCUAUUGCAGCCAUUGUGGAUGAGAAGAUCUUCUGUUGUCAUGGAGGACUGUCUCCAGAUCUCCAGUCAAUGGAGCAGAUCCGGAGAAUUAUGAGACCUACAGAUGUUCCUGACACAGGCUUGCUGUGUGACCUGCUGUGGUCUGACCCAGACAAGGAUGUGCAAGGUUGGGGUGAAAAUGAUCGUGGGGUCUCUUUCACUUUUGGUGCUGAUGUGGUCAGUAAAUUUCUGAAUCGUCAUGAUCUGGAUUUGAUCUGUCGAGCUCACCAGGUGGUUGAAGAUGGAUAUGAAUUCUUUGCUAAACGGCAGUUGGUCACCCUAUUCUCAGCUCCAAAUUAUUGUGGAGAGUUUGACAAUGCAGGAGGCAUGAUGAGUGUGGAUGAAACUCUGAUGUGUUCCUUUCAGAUAUUGAAACCAUCUGAAAAGAAAGCCAAGUACCAGUAUGGUGGACUGAAUUCUGGGCGUCCAGUCACUCCACCUCGCACAGCUAAUCCACCGAAGAAGAGGUGAAGAAAGGAAUAAUGUAGAAACACCAUCAGAUCUGUCAAGGACAAAACUCCAUAUUACAGUAUAUAAUAAGUGUGCACUGUAAAACCAUCCAGCCAUUUGACACCCUUUAUGAUGUCACACGUUUAACUUAAAGAGACGGGUAAAGGAUCUUUAUUAAUUUUUUCUAGUAGAAAGAUGUGCGACACUGUAUUGUAACAAGUAUAGCUCCAAGUUCUAAUAUCCAGCAUAGAGUUAAAAAAAUAUUAGGAAAAAACUAUUGCAACUACAUAUUCACAUUUACCACGGUUUUUAAAGUUGACCAACAUCCCAGUUAAAACUUGAUGUAAUAGUUAAACCAGAUGAGAGCAUGAUGUUCCAUUUGUGUAAUGUGGUCUUAUUGUUGCUUGAUUGCUUUUACUUUGGUUAUUUUGUAGCUAGAAUGAUGCAAAUAUGGUAUAUAGUCUUAUUUCCUGGCUCUCUUUUUGAAAUUGAAAUGAGGAAGGGGCUUUUUAGAACAGCCAUUUAUCUCUUAUCCUCCCCCUAGCCCCCUGUUGUUCAUAAUAAUGCCGUCCAAAUGUGUGCCCCAUUAUAAUGCAAAGUUUAUAGUAUGGUAGUGAUUAAAAGGCAAACUAAGUCCAAAAUGCUCAGACUGGACAGCUUGACAGCCAACAUAAAUUGAGACAGAAAAACUUGUCUUGACUUUUUAACUUAAACUGCCACACAAUGAAUUUGUGCACUACACUAUUUUAAAUUAUUGACGUUACACUGUGCUAUGGCACUUCAUUUAACUUAGGACAAAAAUGAUAUUGCCUAUUAGUUGGUAACUUGAUUAUGUGGUACCUUGGCUUUAGUUUUAUUAGCAUGAAACACCUUUGGCAUGCUUAGCUUCCAGGUAACUCCCUACCUGCAUCAAAAUUCAUCUUACAUAGUUCCACAGAACAUGAAGAUCCUUAUUUGCUAAGCCUUGGAAAGCUGACAUUCUUUUUCAUAAGAGGGUGUGUUUAAAUGGAUGCUCAUCAACGGACAAUAGGCUAGCUGACGAGUGGUGAGCUGAAAAUGCUAUAGGAAUGUCCAACAUGAUUAUAAGGCUUAUGUCACUAAAGAUUAUAUCCUUUGGAUUUUCAUGAUCAAAUUUCAUAUACUAUUGUAUAGACUUCUGCUUUGUAGUGUACUAUAGUAGCAAUAAUUUCUGUACAUGAUCAAGAGUUAUGCAGUAUUUCUUUUUAGUUCUAUCCUUUCUUAAAAAAGUUAACUUUGGCAAAUGGCAAGAUACAGAGAAGAUACAAAAUUUAUAGUAGGAUAAAUGAAAGGCACAGAUUUGCGAUGCUUUAGGAUGCAAUACUUAUUGGAUAUAACUACAAAAGCUUUUAUUGAAUAUUGUCAAAUUUGUAAGAUUAUUUGGGGGAAGGCUUCAGAUUUAUACCAUUCUAAAUGUGCAUCAGUAGAUGUAAAACUCUUGACUUCAGUAUUGUCUUUGAAAACGUUAAAUUGAGGAUUCUGGUAACUUACGUUUUAUGAACUGGCACAUUAUAUAAUGCAAGAGAUAUAUUGAUUUCUGACACAGUGAGCAAGUUCUUUAACGGAUUUAAGUCUCUUUUCUAAUUCCAUUUUGUUUUAAAUGCAUAUUUUAAAUGUAGGUUUUUUCAUUUAGUAAAAGUUGUCUAAUUCAUUUGAA
This is a messenger RNA of Gymnogyps californianus (California condor), 2735 nucleotides long. It is a transcript of the gene PPP1CB, whose product is annotated as protein phosphatase 1 catalytic subunit beta. Gene Ontology annotation, molecular function: protein serine/threonine phosphatase activity. Gene Ontology annotation, biological process: circadian regulation of gene expression; regulation of circadian rhythm. Gene Ontology annotation, cellular component: cytoplasm; nucleus. Lineage: Eukaryota; Metazoa; Chordata; Aves; Accipitriformes; Cathartidae. The coding region runs from base 98 to 1081 and encodes 327 amino acids. The record is from RefSeq and is a predicted model, not a curated record. The transcript is spliced from 8 exons.